Messenger RNA from Aspergillus pseudonomiae, 1071 nucleotides. RefSeq lists its product as uncharacterized. The transcript is spliced from 2 exons. Lineage: Eukaryota; Fungi; Ascomycota; Eurotiomycetes; Eurotiales; Aspergillaceae. The record is from RefSeq and is a predicted model, not a curated record. The coding region runs from base 172 to 801 and encodes 209 amino acids.
UCACAGACACACUGGAUACGAGUCUCGCCCCUCCCCCGUAUCUGUUCCCUCGCCCUGCUCUCCAGGGGAUCUGAUAGGCCCACCGAGGCGCAACCCUGAGCCGACAGCCGGACGAUUGUGGCUUUCAUUUUGGUCCAUGCGUUCUUGAGAAGAUGAUCAAGAUGACAUAACAUGCACAGUCCUCCACCGAUGUCAAAGUCUGAUGGAUACGCUACUUUCUCAGCGACCACGGAUCCCCCCCCCUCCAACGCCUUUAGUACUAACACCCGUCGCUUUCGCAUCCCCUUGGUAACAGAGCCAGGGUACCUAUCCAUCUUGACUUCAACUGACUGUUGCGAUCCACUAGCCCCCGUCCAGCCACCUUCGCAUAGCCAAUAUACCCUUCCGUUUUCAACCAGAAGCGCUGUGUCCUCGUUUGCGCUUGAAAUUCUCUCCCGUCGCAUGGGUCGGGUGUUAAUUGACACCUAUCGCAGCGUCACUCUGCGACAAUUAAAGCCGGCUAGUAUAGGUGUCCACCCCAUACAACAAGAGGUAAGGCUUAGGGGACUCACCAGGGAAACCAUGUGCAACCCCAUCUCCGAUUGUGGAGUCGUACCCUGGCGGCAGUCCCAAGCGAGUUCUACAUGUUUUGCGACCCCGGAUCAAGAAGAGAUGACGAAAUGCAAGGUCUUACUUACUAUACUCUUUAGGGGGGGGGAAGGAAGGGGAUCAGACUCAGCAAGUCGCCCAGAACCCUUUUCGGAUAGCGACAGGAAAAGCGCACUGACCUCAGCUGCGAUGUUCGCUUACUCUGAACAGUAAUGGGCCCAUUCAGAAUGCUUUGCCUAGCCAAGCCAGCUCUGAAUCACUGGCCAAUGGGAACAGACUUGAUGUCUGCCAUCUACUAAUCAUCUUGAUCCUGGUACAGAAGGGUGUCGGUGGGGCCCGCAUAGGGUCCACGAGGCUUUUGCACAAUACAGCAACUGGGCGGAUGUGGCGUAGAACUAUACGCAGGAGGUUGAACGGGAGGGAAAGGUGAUCUCUAUCACUGGCUAGAAAGGAGAAAGUUGUCUAUCAGGAAUGAAUUGCCAU